Messenger RNA from Knipowitschia caucasica, 3720 nucleotides. Lineage: Eukaryota; Metazoa; Chordata; Actinopteri; Gobiiformes; Gobiidae. The record is from the annotation of a GenBank genome assembly.
AUGUCUCACAAACCCAAUGUCCAUCAGCAUAUACCGGGGACUUCUGGGACAUCUGUUGCAAACCUUACAUCCGCAUCUGCUGCAAAUCUGGCCACCUUGCAAUCUUAUAGGCCUCUUCUAAGUGAUUAUGGCCCUCCUACGCUUGGAUUCCCACAAGGUACCUCCGGUGGUGGUCAAGUGCCUCAGAACAAAUAUGCAGAGCUGUUGGCCAUCAUUGAGGAGCUUGGCAAAGAGAUCAGGCCAACAUAUGCUGGGAGCAAAAGUGCAAUGGAAAGACUGAAAAGAGGUAUAAUCCAUGCCAGGGGCCUGAAGGAAACAAACAAACGGCUCUCCAACAGGCCUUCUCUAUAUGGCGUCAUAAUGUCCACCGAUGACAGUGUCUCAGAGGAUGUGUCCAGUUCAGGGGCAUUGGGCCACUGCCCUGUUAAUGCUGAUGGAGAUGGGGGCAAAGACAGUGAAACGUCCCUGGUGUCGUCUGAAGGGACCUCUGCCCCUGGGCUCUCUGUCUCUGAGGACAGACUCACAACCUCCCACACAACUGGAGGGACUGUGCAGUGCAAGACGAUCGAUACACCAGUCCUCAAAAACAUCAGGAAUCUUUGUUUGAGUCCUGAAGUAUAUGGACAUGGGAAGAAUCUUCCUUUUAUAAAUCCAAGCUCCAUCGAGACACUUAGAGCCUUGGUGCAGGAGAUACGGAGCAGUGGGGAGACCAAUCCUGAGAUCUGGAAGGACUGCGAGAGUCGGUGGCUCCAUCUUUUUCAGCUUGUUGAAAAGCAAUACCAAGAGCAAAUACUUGCUCAACAGGAACAAUACCAGUGCCAAAUUCAGUUAAUUCAAGAUGAAAUCAAAGCUCUUGUGCAGAUACAAAACCGCCAAGGUAGUUUUCUACCUCAUAAAACCUUUUUGGACGUGGAGGACGAUACUUUGCCCACAUUUAGUAUUGAUGAUCAGAAUCUGGGGGUCCAAACCGUCACAACAGAGGAGCCGGCAGCCACAGUGCUCAGUAGUGGUUACGGGACUAUGUUUUCUUGGAAGACAGGUUUUAUGAACUCUUCCCCAGAGAAUCGGGAAAGUGAAAGUCAAAAGAAAUUCAAAAAGUCACUGAACACAGAUGACAAAACCUCACGUGUGAACAAAAGUCCGUGGAAACAUUCAAGUACAAAGAAACCUGGAGCGGAACGAAUAAGCCAGCAAAAAAACCAGCAGCUAACUUCUGGGGUACACCAGCAACUUACCUCCUGGGCACAGAUGAACAAACUUAGGCAGAAGAAAAACAAGGCUUUGCCAAAUGCAGAGCAAUGCCUCAAACACGUGGAACCAGACCAGCAAUUUAAGUUACAUUCAGAUUCACCAGACCAGAAUCAAGCAGGUGGUCUAAGGAGGAGCGAUAGUCUUAUUUCUGAGGCCUCAGGACUGACCUAUUGGCGACUGCAUGAGAAUGAUCUAUAUCACCCUCUACCGGAGAGCUUUGACAGCGGCGUGCAUCUUUUGAAAGAAGCAUCCAUGGGUUAUCAAUCUCAACUGUCUCUGAAGGAGAUUUACUGUAAUAAACAAGAAGCUGAUUUCAAACGCGUUGAUCAGGAUGGUUCUUGCAAAUCCACCUCCUCAUCUCUACAACCACAAGUGUUUGACACAGCUGUCACGACACGACACUCGGAUUGUACCUCUGGCUUCACUUCGCCCUCUCACUUCAGCAGCCCUUCUUUCUCCACGCCCUCUCACCCCGGCCUCAGGGCUCAGACCCCCCUGACCCCGGACAGUCAUAACCCUGUGGAAGCGGACUGUAUUUCUGAUGCCUCCAGUGUCUGCACAGCUCGAGAUUCACCUCUGAAGCUGCAGGACCAGUGGACUCUUUUCCCCCCUCCUGCCCCACAUCAUAACUUUCAGCACAAUUCUCCCGUCCACAGCGAGCGAGAGCACCACACACACGGCUCUGGUUCAGUGGAUGAUCCUGUCGUACUUUCACUACUCAGACAAAAUUUGAGGGAGAAACAUGCAAGACACGUGGCCGAUCUAAAAGCCUACUAUGAAUCUGAGAUAAAACAUCUUUCAGACAAACUUAGACUCAGCAAUCUCCCCAAAGACCUAGAGAAGACCAACCAGGCCCUUUCUGAAAGAUGCAAACAUUUGGAAAAAGCUUUGGCUGACGCAACAAGUCGCAUUCAAGAACUAGAGGCAAAUAACAGUUCGCUGGAGAAAAAAAUUACGGAAUGGUCAGAGCGAUACGCAGUUGCUGGUGCCACCGUGAAGGCUUUACAGAAGAAGGUGGAGGAAAACAAGCGCUCGGCCAAAGAGAAAGACACGUUAGCAGCUAAACUGAGGAGCCGAGUCCAACAACUGGAAGAGGAAGCAGAGAAAGCCCAGCGAGAUGCAGAGGAAAAGAAGACCAAGAGAGAGAGGGAGUACAAGAUGCUUCAGGAUCUCCUUGGAGAAUAUGACUCCCUUGCAAAAAAGCAUGAAGGCCUCAAGAACAACCUAAUGUCAACCGACAACAAGCUUGUGGAUGCAUAUGGGGAGAUAUCUGAACUUAAAAGAAUCAUUUCAAAGCUGGAGUCGCAGGUGAAACAGCUGGACCAUGAGAGCCAGGCGAGAGUCCGUUACUCUGCACACAGCAACACCAAACCCUCUGGAGCUGGCCUCUUCCACCAUCCUGAUCUGCUUAUGUCACCGACUAAAAGAAACGCUCAGCCAGAUGUCAUAUAUUCUUACUCUCACUCUCCCAUUGAGCAGAUGAGCGAUGGCACAAAGUCAUUUUUAACAAAGCAAUCGGCCAACUCUCCAUUUGACUGUGAGAAUGUAUUAUCAGCAAAUGAAUUCACUGCUGAUAUUACAACUAGUGAACGUUUGAAGAAUGAAAAUAAUGAGCUUCAAGAAGUUUCCCGAAAACCAGCAUCUAAUGUUUUAACUCCUGUAAUGAGAGCUCUGAUUGAACUAGAGGAGACCCGAGCCACUCAAAGCCGCGCACCUUGGUUAGAGUGUUCCAAGUCCACUGUAGGGUUUGUGGAGCGGAGACUCAAAGCACCAUUACAGGAGCAGGACAAAGGCCGAGUCCGAGCUCUUCAGAAGGCUCAAAGAAGUCUGUCUCCAGAGAGCCAGAGAUCGUCUUCUUUGCCACCUCCAGCUCAACGCUGCACACCGACCCCAAACACUCCCACUAAAAGAGAGACCCUUCUUUUGCCCGUGUCAGCAAAAUCUAGUCCAAAACGCUGCCCUACUGAGAACUUCUCCACUGCCUUUGGUCACCUGAUGCCCAGAGAGGAACAUUUACGAAACCCCAGGAAAAAGCUUCUUUUCACAUCAGCAAAUGUGAAUCAUGGACAACAUCCUUCAGAUGCUUUGGGCGACGCCCCGCCCCCUGAAACGAGCCCCCAGCUGGACUGGGACGUACAGAGGAAUGUUCCGGAUGGAGACACAGGACAUUUCGACAGGCAGCUGUCACUGACUGAGGCUGAGAGGCUGUUGGAUGAACUCACUCAGGAGAAACUGCAGAUUGAAGCAGCUUUGAGCCGGAUGCCGGGGGCAGGCAGGCAGAACCUACAAACAAGGAUUGAUGAGGUGGCCUUAGAGGAUCGUCUGGAGAGACUGAACCGGCAGCUGGGAUCUCUCCGCAUGACUCUGAAGAGGUAUAAACGGUCUGUGGUUCAGAAGAUCAGACACCGAGGGUCCGGGCAGAGGCAUGCGCCGGUGCUCAGCGGGACCACGGGCGGACACGGCCCGUGA